Lutzomyia longipalpis is the source of this 2863-nucleotide messenger RNA. Its product is annotated as ankyrin repeat domain-containing protein 13C. The transcript is spliced from 9 exons. The record is from RefSeq and is a predicted model, not a curated record. NCBI's taxonomy places the organism in Eukaryota, Metazoa, Arthropoda, Insecta, Diptera, Psychodidae. The coding region runs from base 200 to 1501 and encodes 433 amino acids. Gene Ontology annotation, molecular function: protein binding. Gene Ontology annotation, cellular component: cytoplasm.
ACAGUGUGGAUUCAGUGUGUGGAUCGAAAUGUAUCAACAAAUAAAAUAUAUAGCUUUUCUCUCACUCUUGCAUACCUAAUCUAUUAUUGAGCCGUGAUUAAUGGGACACCGGAAUAGUGGCGAGUGCAUUGACAAAUCCCGGGAGAAGAUGUCACUUUUCGGGAAUAGAGCAUUUUUUAAGUAGAUUUUUUUCCUAAAUAUGUCUAUAUCACUGCACGAGGCAGUAUUUUCUGGUGAUAUUAAACUCCUCUCACAGCUCCUGAGAACUCAGGAUGUUACGCAAAAGGACAAACACGGUAACACCCCUUUGCACUUAUCAGUGAUGUUAGGCAGAAAAGAAUGCACCCAACUCCUUCUUGCCCAUGGAGCUCCUGUGAAAGUGAAAAACCUUCAAGGAUGGUCACCUCUAGCCGAAGCAAUUUCCUAUGGAGACCGACCCACAAUUCACCUCUUGCUGUGGAAGUUGAAGAGACAGGCACGAGAUCAGAUGGAGCAAAGGCGCCCCAAUUUAGUGAAGGCUCUCCAGCAAAUGGGAGACUUUUACAUGGAGCUCAAAUGGGACUUUCAAUCAUGGGUUCCACUGGUUUCGCGAAUCCUUCCAUCAGAUAUAUGCAAAAUUCACAAGGCAGGAUGUUCAAUUCGCCUGGACACGACACUUGUGGAUUUUUCGGAAAUGAAAUGGGAACGUGGUGACAUAUCAUUUAUAUUCCGUGGCGAUAAGCCACCAAAAGAAUCCCUCACUGUACUCGACAAUGAGUACCAAUGCUACCAACGUGUUCGCUAUGAAGAAACUGAAGCUGAGAUUGAAGAUGAAGUGGAUAUUCUCAUGUCAAGUGACAUUAUGGGUGCGCAGAUGUCUACAAAGAGUAUUAACUUUACACGCGCUCAAUCUGGCUGGAUAUUCCGUGAGGAUCGCAAAGAGACAAUUGCCGGGCAGUAUGAAUGUGACUUGUACUGCAUUAAUGGUCUCGUGUUGGAAUCCAGGAAGCGCAGGGAGCACCUCUCGAGGGAUGAUUUGCAAAAGAAUAAAGCUCUCAUGGAAUCCUUCACGAAGGGACAUUCCCAAAGUGUCGAUCAAAAUGGAGAAAUUCUACGAAGAACAUCUCUAUCCCCACCACCGAAUAGCAAUGUGACAUGGGAUGAAUAUUUAAAAGCAGAACCAGGAGAUCAUCCAAAAUUAGGCAGGGAUUUAGUCUAUAAGGAAUCUAGCAAGACAUUUAGAGCUACAGUAGCUAUGAGUAAGGACUUUCCUUUAACAGUGGACAUGCUACUUAAUGUACUAGAAGUCAUUGCACCGUUUAAACAUUUCUCCAAGUUGCGAGAAUUUGUAACACUGAAGCUCCCAAGUGGAUUCCCAGUUAAAAUUGACAUCCCCAUUCUACCAACGGUCACAGCAAAGAUUACAUUCCAAAAAUUUGAGUUUCGUGACAAUAUUCCAGCAAGUAUGUUUGAUGUCCCGGAUAACUAUGUUGAGGACAACAUGAGGUUUCCCGACUUAUGACGUAUCGAACUCAUAACUGUAAUUGAAUUCACAACCAAUCAACGUAUCCUGUUCGAGAAUAAUUACAUGUCCUUAAAUUUUCCCAUGAUUUAAGACGUGAUGCACAGAUAUUGUAUCCUUAAAUUUUUUUUGGUAUAAUUUAUAAAUUUUUAAGCAUACCACACUACUAUAUAGAUAAAAUAAAAAAUAAAUAAAAAAACAUUAUUUUUUUUUAAAUUUAGAACGUACCAAAUAUUUUAAUUCAAUUUAUUGCGUUAUAAUUAUUUUUUAAGUUGAUUUUAAAUCUAAACUUGCUAUUUGUUAUUGAUUUGUUGGUGUUUUUUAUUUCAUUUUGUUUUUAUCACAAAAUGAUUUACAUAUAUACUUAAGAAAAUUUGUUUUCUAUCUUAUUUUAAUGCCAAAACACUUGUGUUUUAAUUAAUUCUUUUUCAUUGUGAUUUGAAUUCCAUUAAUUAUGAUUUUUGCAUUGAUUAUAGAGUGAUAAACUAUGGUUCCCAAGCAUUUACUUUAAUUUUAUCAUAUAAUAUACAUAGAUUUUUUUAUUUGUUGAGUUAGUUAAUCCAGAAGAAUAAGAAUGUGUGACAACUCAUCAAAGAAAAUAAUUUUAGCUUUAAUAUUCAAGAGUAAAAAAAAUAGAAAAUAUACAUUCCAAUUUCAAGUAAUAACUUUUCUAUAAAAGAAAAUUUAUAUAAAAAAAAUAAAAGCAUUUUUAGUGAGUGAAAAUAAAUUAAGUAGAAAAGCAAAAUAAUAAGUAAUAAUAUUUUACAACAACAGCAACAAAAAAUCUUUGUAUAACUAAACUAUCUUAAGUAAAAAGAAUAAUAUUGCCACUGCACUGUUCUUUGGUUGUAGUAAAUGUGCUUUAAAAGAAAGAAGAAGAAGUAAAAACAAUGAAGAAAAAAUGUCCAUUUUAGAUACAUACAUAUACUUGAGAUCAUCCAAUAAAAAAGUUUAUAUACCUAACAUUAAUUUUACAGGCCACAACAUAAAAAAAUGUUUUUUUUGUGCCCAAAUUAAAAAGACAUUUUACACUUUGCAGAUUAACUAUUAAAAAAAAGAGACACAAAAAACAGUGCCAUAUAUAUUAUUUUCUUUUUAUAAAUGCAUAAAUUAUACAUAUUCUUCAUCAUAGUAAAGUAUUGAAGGAAAUAAAACUCUAAUAUCAAUCUAAAAGGAAAUAUUACUACGCCACAUACAAUAAUAAAUACAAAAAGAAAUUUAAAUGAUCUCGAGUUGGGAGAAAUUGUGAAAUAAUUGUAUAUUUGUUUUUUUGAAAAAAAAAACUAUAAUGUUUGUUAAUUUGAUCUUAUUUUCUUUUUGUUUUUCAAUUGAGAGAAUAAAAAAUGAAAACAGGAACACAAA